UUUCCUUGCGUUUCAAAGGCUCUACCUCCGCGAGCAAAUUAAAAGGAUAGAGAGCAAUUUGUGCCGUGCGCUUUCUUCCUCGAGGGCUUUUGAUGGAAGCAGAUAAAGGUAAAGUAUGUGUUACAGGAGGUACUGGAUUCGUAGCUUCAUGGUUGAUCAUGAGGCUUCUUCAGCAUGGAUACUCUGUCCACACCACUAUUAGGCCUGACCCAGAACACAAGAGGGAUGUUAGUUUCUUAACAAGCCUGCCAGGAGCGUCCGAGAAACUCCAAGUCUUCGAAGCUGAUAUGAGUGUCCCAGAAAGUUUUGAAGCGGCUAUUAUAGGAUGCAUCGGUGUGUUUCAUGUAGCUACUCCUGUCGAUUUUGAAAACAAAGAACCUGAGGAAGUGCUUGUCAAAAGAACGAUUGAUGGAACAUUAGGGAUCUUAAAAGCAUGCUUGAACUCCAGGACAGUGAAGCGAGUUGUGUACACUUCCAGUGCAUCAGCAGUUGAGUAUAGUGACAAGGUUGCGGACACAAUGGAUGAGAGCUUUUGGAGUGAUGUGGAUUACAUUAAGUCCUUUAAGUCUUAUUUUGUUCCUUACAAUAUUUGCAAGACAUUAACAGAGAAGAGAGCCCUCGAAUUCGCAGAAGAACAUGGAUUGGAUCUUGUAACAGUAAUUCCUUCUUUUAUUGUUGGUCCCUUUAUUUGUCCUAAGUUCCCUGGUUCAGUGCACACAGCACUGGCUAUGACACUGGGUGAGAGAGAGCAAUAUGUUUUUCUGCUCAAUGUAUCAAUGGUGCACACAGAUGACGUGGCUAGAGCGCACAUAUUUCUUUUUGAAUAUCCUGAUGCAAAAGGGAGGUUCAUUUGCUCUUCACACACCAUAACCAUUGAAGAGUUGUCUAAAUUUCUUUCUGCCAAGUAUCCAGAGUUCCCAAUACCAAAAGUGGAAUCUCUGAAGGAUAUUGAAGGCAAAAAACUCCCAGGAGUGUCUUCAAAGAAACUAUUGGACUCUGGUUUUGAAUUCAACUAUGGGCUAGAUGAGAUGUUUGAUGAAGCAAUUCAAUGCUGCAAAGAGAAGGGCUACCUCUAGUCAUUUUAGGAAUAUAGUUGCCCGUGUAUAUGCUGUUUACUGAAUGCUAUCGAUGCUUAAUAAAUAAUGGCAAUGAGGAUUGCAGAGGAUGAUGGUUCCAUCAAUCCAAGAAAUCUGUGUCCAUAAUCUGGAAGUUAUUACAUAAUAGAAUGUUGCUUUGAUCACAA
This is a messenger RNA of Hevea brasiliensis (rubber tree), 1243 nucleotides long. Its product is annotated as vestitone reductase. The coding region runs from base 93 to 1076 and encodes 327 amino acids. The transcript is spliced from 4 exons. Lineage: Eukaryota; Viridiplantae; Streptophyta; Magnoliopsida; Malpighiales; Euphorbiaceae. Gene Ontology annotation, molecular function: oxidoreductase activity, acting on the CH-OH group of donors, NAD or NADP as acceptor. The record is from RefSeq and is a predicted model, not a curated record.